AUGACAGAAAAUCAAACGAAGUUUGCAUAUGAACUAGUUUCUGAGAUCAGCAUACGUAUCCCUUCUGCUCAGAAGCACACUUGCCGCAUCUGUUUCGAUGAUGAUCUCGAAGAUGAUCAGAUGUUCUCUGUCGCUUUAUGUGGUCAUCAAUUCUGCAUGGAGUGCAUGAAACGGUAUAGAAGAGGGACUACUCGAGGGAAGUGCACUGGAUGUCCCCAUUAUCAAUGCGAGUCUAAGCUAACUCCUAAAAGCUGUGUCAAUCUUUUGACACCUAAACUAAGAGAGAUGUGGGAACGAAGGAUCGAAGAGGAAUCGGUUCCUGUGGCAGACAGAGUUUACUGCCCAAAUCCGAGGUGCUCGGAACUAAUGCCGAGCUCUCUAAAUCUACUGAUCAAGAAGAUGGAUCUAUGA
Molecule: messenger RNA, 411 nt
Organism: Microthlaspi erraticum
Lineage: Eukaryota; Viridiplantae; Streptophyta; Magnoliopsida; Brassicales; Brassicaceae
Source: the annotation of a GenBank genome assembly